Molecule: messenger RNA, 567 nt
Organism: Vicia faba (fava bean)
Lineage: Eukaryota; Viridiplantae; Streptophyta; Magnoliopsida; Fabales; Fabaceae
Source: the annotation of a GenBank genome assembly
AUGGCUGUUUCAUCUUAUCAAUCUAUCAUGUUAAGCUCUAUGGCCAACAUUUCUAGCAGGUCUAGAGUUAACCAAAUUAGCAACAUCCCUUCUGUCUACAUUCCAAGCUUGAGAAGAAAUGUUAGCCUCAAAGUUCGAUCUAUGGCUGAGGAAGAGCAGAAAGAGCCAGUUGCACCACCAUCGACACCAACACCACAACCAGCCUCUACUCGUAUACCAAAAAUGAGCACAAAGUUUUCAGAUUUGAUGGCUUUUGGUGGGCCAGCACCUGAGAGGAUCAAUGGAAGGUUGGCUAUGAUUGGUUUUGUCGCAGCAAUGGGGGUGGAGAUAGCAAAAGGGCAGGGUUUGUUUGAACAAUUGUCUGGUGGUGGAGUUCCGUGGUUCUUGGGGACUAGUGUAUUGUUGUCACUUGCUUCAUUGAUUCCAUUUUUUCAAGGUGUUAGUGUUGAGUCUAAAUCUAAAGAUGUCAUGUCCUCAGAUGCAGAGUUGUGGAAUGGAAGAAUUGCUAUGUUGGGUUUGAUUGCUCUGGCUUUCACAGAAUAUGUUAAGGGUACAUCCCUUGUAUAA